AUGUCCAGCUCUGCUGCGGUGGCGAUUAACGACAGACAGUCAGGCGUCACACGACCCGCUGGAGGGAUGAAUCCUUUAUCAUGCAUCAAUGAUAUUAUCAAAGUCUGGCACAAUUUUGUGACCUUCUCGGGCUACAAGUUGAAUAUUUCCAAAAAUACGUCAUUUUGUGAAUGCUCAAAGCCCAUCAUUCCCUCAAAGUCUUCUGCUGACUCUGUGAUAUAUUCUUUAAACACUAAGAAUGAGGAGCAAGAGGCAACUCUGCAGUCGCUACGCCGUGUUGCCACGGAGACGCAGGGCAGCCUCCAGCCAACCACAGGUCAGGAUGAAGAAGAGGAGGAGUCAGCAUUUAUUCUGAGGACACGCCUUCUAGAGCUGCAGGCCACCGUAGAGGAAGUGGAGGAGCGUGGACAGAGGGCUGAAAUAGAGUAUGCGGAGCGCAUAGCCGUGUUAACCCAAGAGACAUCAAAUCUGCACAGAGACUACCAGAACCUGCAGACAGAUAGAGACAACCAACACAAAUUACUGCAACAAACACAGGAAGAAAACAAGCGCUUGGAGAAUGAGUGCCAAGAGCUACGUAGAGCCAGAGAUGAAGAGAGAAAGCGAGAGGAGGAGGAGAAGAUGCAUAGAGUGGAGGAGGAGAGGAAGAGAGAGAUGGAGGAGAGGAAUCGAGAGUCACAGGAAAGACAACGAGUAGAGGAGGAGUGUGAAGAAAGGUUGAAAACGGUAAGAAAGGAGCUACAGGCUCUGAGGGAGGAGAAAGAGAGAGUGGAGAAGGAAUGGAAGAGAGAUGUGGAGGAGUGGAAGAAGAGAGUCAAUGAGAUGGAAGAAGAGAGGAGGGAGGAGCAGAAGGCAGCUGAGAAGACACUACAAAAGAGCCUCAAUGAACACAUCAAUCAGUGGCACCAGAGAGAGCAAGAAAACCGCAAGUCCCAGAAUGCAACACUUCAGCAGAGGCUGAGAAAAGCAGAGACGGACUUGGAGGUUCAAGAACAGAGGUUGAAUGAGAGCAACAGACACUGCAGCAAACUUCAGGAGAGAGUAGAGGACCUGGAGGAGCAGUUGGAGGAUGGGCGUCACCGGUUGGCCGAGGCUGAGGCUGUGGCAAAGAAGGCAGAGGAGGAGUUAGCUGUAGCCAAAGAACGAUUAUUACUGCAAGAGAAUGAGCUACAGAGCAAGUCAGAGGAGUUAAUGAGCCAGAGUUCAUCUCAGGUGAGGUUCUCUGCUGAAGUGGAAGAGCUAAGGUCUCAACUGAGUCGUCUCAACAUUAGAAACAAAGAGCUGGAGCUUCAGAACAGUGGCCGAUCCAAUGACCACGCUCGCAUGCUUAAACAGCAUGCAGAUGCUCUAUCCUCUAUGCGUCUGGAGCUACAGCGAGCUCACACUGAGGAGAUCAGACGCCUUCAGCAGGAGGUGGAGAACGAAAAAGAGAAAGUAAGGCUGAAAGAGCAGCUUCGGAAAGCACUUGAAGAAGUGAUACGCAAACAUGCCAGUGAGCUGCGGCAAGCGCAUGCAAUGCUGGAUGCAGAGAAAAAGAAGACGCAGCAGAUUGAGGAGCAGAUGAAAACCGGAGAAGAAGAGAGAAAGGCUUUAGAGACAGAGAGGGAAGAGCUACACAACCAACUACAGCUGUCCAACAGAGAGAUGGCGAAAUUGGAGGGAGUGAUUCAGACGCUGGAGAGAGAAAGAGAAGAGGAGAAGGAAAGGGCAAAAGAGAGAGAGCAGGAGUAUGCAAAGGUGGAGCGGCAGUCAGCAUGUGGCCCGGAGUGUGUACGAGUGAAAGAAGAACUGGAAAACACACACAGCAGUAUGCAGCAAAUACAGGAGGAGUUUGCUGCACAGAAGGAAGUGUUACAGGCAGAGAUUUCUGCUCUACAGCAAGAAAGAGACAUUCUACAACAGUCCAAUCAUGGUAUAGAGGAGAGAAUCAGGCUACAGUUUGAGAAGCAGUUCUCUGAUCAGAUUGUGGAAAUGAAGAGAGAAAGAGAGGAAGAGAUCAGAAAGAUGAACCAACAGUGGCAACACAGAGUUGAAGAACUGCAGACACAGUUGGAGGAGAGGAGAGCACUCUCAGAGAAGAUGGAAGGAGAGAGAGAGAGACGCUACGGUAAUGGAGAGAUGGAACGAAUGAAGCAGGAGAUCCAAAAGACAAGAGAUAUGAACAGCACGCUCAGAUCUCAGCUUCAUUCCACCAUUCAAGAGAAAGAGAGACUGAUGAGGCAGCAGUUACAAGUGGUAAAAGAGGAAGAUGAGGACGAGGAGGAUGGAAAGGCUACGGGAGAGAGGGAAGAGGAGAGGGAAAAGCGGGGGUGGCGUGAGCGAGAGGAGGAGUUGUUGCGUGUGGAAAGGUUAAAUCACCAGCGUGCUCUUCAGGCCCUGGAAGCACAAGCCAAUGAAGAACUUCAGUCGGAAAGACAACGCUUGCUCACACAGCACAAACUACAGCUGGGUAACCAUCACACCCCAUACAGAAUGUUUUUUGCAAAUAUCAUAAAACACACACAAAUGAUGGCCCUGCAGCAGGAUCUGAAGCAGCAAAACCGCUUACAGUCACUAGAGAGACAGCUGGAUGAGAAGAGCAGCGAGGUUCAGGAGCUAAAGAGAGAGAACGAAGAUCUGAAAGAACGCAUGAGUGCAGUCAUAGCACAGAAAGUAGAACAAGAUGACCAUAAACACAAGAGUUUCUCAGAGGAAUGUGAUGAGGCGGGUGAAGCGGUUGGGUCGGAUCACAGGAAUAACAUGGAGAGUGUGAAGAGAGAGCACAGAAUGGAGAUCCAGACCAUAAUAUCAGACUUCAGCACCGCCCAAACACGACUACAGGCCCGCAUAGUUGCCUUGGAAACAGAGUUGAGAGAAAGGGAAGAAAGGGGAAAGAGGAGAGUAGAAGACCUGCACACAAUUGCUAAACUACAGGACAAACUCAGCGAGAGAGACCAACUCAUCAAAAGUCUAGUGGAGGACCUCCACCAGAUAUCCCAGCAUCCAACUCUGUGCAGCGAUGAAAUAUUUAAGCCUUAUGACUCUAGGACACAAGCAGGGACCCUCACACCUACUAUGAAGAAAAAAGUGGUUGAGGAAACUAGCAUCCCAAACUUCUGCUCAUAUGAUGGGGGGUCAUCUAAGGCCAAAUGCUCACCAGUUAUGGAGCGUGGCAGUCUGGAACAGUGCGGGCGAGGGACCACCCUAACAAGGACACACACACCCACCUCCCCUCAUUCUGAACACAGAGCCUCUAUCAGACAGAGCCGCCCACCUUCACAAGAGGUGCGACAUCAGCCGCAGCUUAAAAUCACCUACAACCAGCACAUCAGGACUCCAGCUGAGCAGAGGGUUAUUGAAACAGGGCCUGAUGGACAAGACCCUCAAAAGCAGGAGUGGUUCACCAAAUACUUCUCUUUCUGAGGUCCCACAAACCUUCGUCCAUAUCUGUCCCAACAUUUUGAGUACAAGCUCACCAAAGUCACCUUUUUCUGCAUAAUUACACUCAACUGCAACUGCAAGCUAACACCAAAUAAGCUUUUCUACAGGAUGCAUCUCACUUUUAUCCUGUUGAUCGAACAGCAGCACACCGGCCCAAUGUCUUAAAACGUUACAAAAAUGAAGAGAUUAUGCAUUGAACCAUGAAAGAACUUUAGAUUACUCACGUAACGCCGGUUCU
Molecule: messenger RNA, 3658 nt
Organism: Sinocyclocheilus anshuiensis
Lineage: Eukaryota; Metazoa; Chordata; Actinopteri; Cypriniformes; Cyprinidae
Product: protein FAM184B-like
Exons: 22
Coding region: 1-3402 (1133 amino acids)
Source: RefSeq, a predicted model, not a curated record